Molecule: messenger RNA, 3390 nt
Organism: Pygocentrus nattereri (red-bellied piranha)
Lineage: Eukaryota; Metazoa; Chordata; Actinopteri; Characiformes; Serrasalmidae
Gene: wasf1
Product: WASP family member 1
Exons: 11
Coding region: 411-2132 (573 amino acids)
Biological process (GO): positive regulation of Arp2/3 complex-mediated actin nucleation; actin cytoskeleton organization
Cellular component (GO): cytoskeleton
Molecular function (GO): protein kinase A regulatory subunit binding; actin binding; Arp2/3 complex binding
Source: RefSeq, a predicted model, not a curated record
UCCAACAAUAGAAAGCGGUUUGUACCAAAGCUGGCGGACAGAGGUAGAUUCACAUGGAUCACAACCAAGAGCUCUGCAGCCGUUUAUUAACUCAUUACACGCCCAUUUCACAUGGAGCAAGACAUUUCUUUAUAUUAGCCUGACUGCCGUCGCGGGUGCGAAAUUAGCCGUUUUUGGCGUGUAUGCCGCUAGUUAAUCUCUGUGGAUCCCUUUUUCUUUGCCGAAUCCCGUGCCACAGUCCUGGGAAGCGCAUCUCUAACGGGAUCCACAAGCUGUAUUCCAGCAAUGGUAACUCUGUAGCGUGGAAUGGGGGACUGAAGAACUGGACUGAGAGGAAUACGGGAAUAUCCACACAGCGAUGGAAAAAUAAACAGCUUCUGAAUUAGAGGUAUUAGCAGUGUUAGGUCAGGAUGCCGCUGGUGAAGAGGAGUAUCGAGCCCCGGCACCUGUGCCACACAGUGCUGCCCCGCGGCAUCAAGAACGAGCUGGAGUGUGUCACCAAUAUCUCACUCGCCAACGUCAUACGCCAGCUCAGCAGCCUCAGUAAAUAUGCAGAGGACUUGUUUGGGGAGCUCUUUAAUGAAGCACAUUCCUUUUCCUUUCGAGUCAACUCCCUCCAGGAGCGAGUGGAUCGCCUCUCUAUCAGCGUGACACAGCUCGACCCCAAAGAGGAAGAGCUAUCUCUGCAGGACAUCACUAUGAGGAAGGCAUUCCGCAGCUCCACCAAUCAGGACCAGCAGCUGUUUGAGCGUCAGUCCCUGCCGAUGCCGCUGCAGGAGACUUUUAACCUCUGUGAACAGCCACCACCUCUCACCAUCCUCACACCCUAUAGGGAUGAUGGGAAGGAGGCUCUAAAGUUCUACACUAACCCGUCCUACUUCUUUGACCUGUGGAGGGAGAAGAUGCUGCAGGACACAGAGGACAAGAGGAAGGAGAAAAGGAAGCAGAAGCUUGAAGUGCCUUAUCUAACUUUGCCGCAGGGUUUUAUGGGUAGCCCCCAUGAACUCCUCCCACUCAUGCCUGAGUUACAGGACCCCCACUUGUAUGAUCAGGUCUAUAAGUAUUUAGACCUCCCAGGGCAGCUUAAGAACAUAGAUCGUCCUGUAGAACCAGAGAAGGUUCCGCGAGCUCCUCAUGAUCGCAAAAAGGAGUGGCAGAAACUGGCUUUGGGAGCGGAGCUUGCAGAGGACGACACAGACGAGAAACACAAAGAGACCACCAAUGGCGCAGUACCCUACCAUGACCCCAGGCAAAUGUACAUGGAACAUCUGGAUGGUCCAUACUCUCUGGCCGCUCUUCCGUACUCUCAGAUGAACGAGCUGCUGAACCGGACAGGAGACCGCAUGUAUGGCCGGCCACACGAGCCCCCACCACCGCCACCCUCACACCCGGCAGACAUCAAACCAGCCUCAGCCAUCAGCUCCAGUUCAGGUUUCUCAGACAGUCGUCCUCAGUCUCCAGCUCGCACUCCUAUCUUCCUCAACCCCAAUGCCCCGCCCCCUCCUCCUCCCCCAUUACCUCCACCUCCACCCCCUCUCCCAUCCACCCUCUCAGGGUCCAGCAUGCGGGGCACACCGCCACCCCCAAUCCCACCACUACCCUCUCAGCAGCCCCCAAUCAUACCCCCUCCUCCAGCACCCCUUCAAAUCGCCCCUGGUGUAUUACACCCUGCACCUCCUCCUGUGGCUCCACCCCUUCAUUCCUCUCCGGCCCGCCUACAGCAGGAUAAAGCUCUGCCCGCUGGUAUGGGAGAUGGGACUGUUUUACCCCCUCCUCCACCUCCUCCUCCUCUGCCUCUCCAAGGGGCCAGGAGCUCCUCCCCCUGUCCAUCUGCAGGCCCACCCCCUGUGCCUUCCUUCCCUGGAGCAGUUUCAUCUCCUCCUACUCACUCGGGUCACGAGGUCAAAAGGCAUCCUGCCAACCUGCCGCCUAUCAGCGAUGCACGCAGUGUUCUAUUAGAAGCCAUUCGUAAAGGUAUACAGCUGAGGAAGGUAGAGGAGCAAAGGGAACAGGAGGCCAAACACGAGCGUGUGGGCAAUGAUGUAGCCACUAUCCUGUCUCGACGCAUUGCCGUGGAGUACAGCGACUCGGAAGAUGACUCGGAAUUCGAUGAGGUCGACUGGAUGGAGUGAGAGAGGAGAAUGUGAAAGAGAAGAGGAUGUUACGCAGGGAAGGAGAAGGAAAUUCCCAUUAAACAGAUGUCUCAUUUAACUCUUUGUGCCCCUCCUCCAUGGUUGUCUGUGGUAUGUUUGGGAGACUUCCUGACUUCGGUUGUCUUUUUCUGAGUGCUUUGCUUUUUUUUUUUUGCUUUUUUCACACUAUAUAAUUCGAUCUAUGUUGCCAUUCUCAAGAUUUUUUAACUGUUCUUGUAGGAUUAAUGAAUGAUAAUAACCCAGCUGUUUUUAUCUUGUAGCUCAUUUUAAAGGGGGGACAAAAAUUCACUGUCUCAUUGUUUAUUUGUAUGAAGCGUUACAUAAAGGGGUGAUGAAGCGCACCUUAUUGAAUUCUAAGGCAAUGCUGCCACCUUCUGGUUGUAAAGAAAACUGGAGUGGCAUUUUUUUAAUUUUGUUGUAUUUUACAUGACAAGGAAACACAUUUCAUAUCUUCAAUAGGCCAGUAAAUGCCUGUAUGGACCAAGGCACAUACCUUGAGAAUCAGUGUGAUGGUUCAUUUAAAAAAUUGGACACGAGUCUUUUUUCAUAUCUUUGAGGAAUAUGUGUAAUAUUGUAAUGAUUGUAAUAAGAAAAAAAUGGAGAUUCUUGUUUGUUGUAAAGAUUUGAAAAUUCUUGGGCAUAAGAUAAAUAGUAAGUGUUAAAAUGAAGCCUGUGAGAGGCAUGACACUGCUGUGCUUUAUCAGGGCUCUAGAAUCAGGGUUCUGGCCUACCCAUCGAGGCCUAGAUGUCUAGCACUACAGCAGAAAAAAACACCACAGGAGAAGACAGAGAUAUGUCCUUUAAGUCCCAGUGCUUAGUGAUAAUAAUGAGGAGCAUUGUGUUUGAAAACAGUAUUGAACAAAACAGAUGGACCAUCAUAAUUUAUCAUUUCUACGAUUUAAGUUUGUCACCACCCGCCGGUCAUCAGCGAAUGAAUGACCUGCCAUCUACCUGUGCGUGUUCUAACUGAAAAAGACUUGCCGUUCAUUUCUCUUUUUCUGCCUUAUGGUUUGCGUAGACGUGUCGUUAAGUUGAUGAAUGUACUGUGCUGUUACUACUUUUUGCCUGCGUUCCUAAGCAUUAGCUGUUUCUAUGUUCCAGCCAGGAGAAUAAUUAAAAAAAAGAAAAAGAUGAAGAAAAAAAACUAAAUAUGAAUCAAAAGUGUACACCUUGUAACUUACGUAACUGUUUAAUGUAACAGUUUGCUUGAAUUAAUAAAAGCUAAUGUUAUGUUUGA